AAACUGCGCAGGCGCAGUAAAUGUUUUCCAACAUGGCGUCUCCACAGAAGUAGCGGCUAAUUUUCGGACGUCAAAAACCUCAAAAACUAAAGAAGCAACUAUUUUUUUAAAAAAUGCAUAGCGAGAAGAAAAUAACCAAAGACGACACGUGGAGGCCUGCAGAUUUAAGGAGACACAUCAGGGAAACAGGUGACCACAGAAACCAAGGUGAUCACUAUGUCAAAAGGAAAGAGGACAGUGAAAGGAAAGGACGCGGUGGAGAGUCCACAGAGAGACGUCAAAGAGACUCAGAGGAGUCCAGGCAGGAGAGACAUCUGACCAGGGAAAGGGAGGUGGAUGCUGAACGAAGAAGAAGAGCGAGCUCGCGACACAGGGACGGAGAUGAAAAAGACAGAGAGAAGAGGAGAACGACAGACAGCGACAGGGAAAGAAGCAGCAGAAGAGGAAAUAGGGAAGACUUGCAUUUUGAGAAGGAGAAAGUUAGGGACAGAGAAAAGCACACUGAAGAGGACAGGGAGAAAAUAAGGCAAGACAGAGACAAAGACAGAACACAGGAGGAACGAGAGAGAGAGAAAAGGAAAGAGAGAAGACGAUAUGAGGAAAGUAGGGAGAGGAAAAGGGAACCAUCUGAUAACCAGCGCAGAGAGGAGAGGGAUGGUCACUACAGAAUUGACCAUGAAGGCAAGGUGAAACGCAGAGACAUCGAAGGCCUAAAACAUUCAGAAAGAAAAGAAGAAAGAGAGUCCAAAGAGAAACACAGAAAACACAGAGAGGAAAGGGAGUAUAAAGAGGAACGCAGAAAACACAGAGAGGAAAGAGCGUAUAAAGAGGAACACCAAAAACGUAAAGAGGAGAGAGAAAAGAAGCACAGAGGGGCAGAGUAUUAUGACGAGAAACAAAAGGAUGAAAGUGAAUCUAAGGAACGCCGGGACUCCAAAGGAUCUGGUGAAAAGGUCAAGUUUUCCCAAAGUGACAGAGGGCGAGAAGAAAGGGAGAAACACAAAGAGAAAAAAGGGAAAAACGAAGAGGAGGAUGGGAGAAAAUACAAAGAAAGAAGACGCAGGGAUGAAGAACAUGUUCACUCAGACAGAAGUAUCUCCAAGAAAUCAUCAUCUGACAAACAUGUAAGGAAAACAACAGAGGCAGAGGAAUCCAACGUGCUGUCUGACCAGUGGGCUGCUGAAGUUAAAGAUGAAGAAGAUGGAAAAGAGCCUGUUGAUGAGGAGGUUUUAGCAGAAUACUAUGAGGAAGAUUUUGAGAAGCCGGACUAUGAAGAGGAUUUUGAGGAGGAGAGUGCAGAUGAACGCGAGGAGGAGAAAGAACCACUGAAACCAGCGGAAAAAGAGGAGCUAACGCUUCAAGAACAAAAAGAAAUCGAAGCGAUUCAGAGAGCCAUGGCUGAAGAGAACAAGAGAGCUGGAACAGCUCAGUCUAGACAAACUGUGAGACAAGAGACUGAAGACAGGCUAAAGUGGAACAAAGACUCUGAAGAGAGCCAGAUUAAAGCCUCCCAACGUGGAAAAUUCAUCGACUUUGUGGCUGCAAAGCGGCGGGAAGUGAGCAAGAAAGAUGCUGUCAAACAGAUGAGACGCUGCACAGAUUUGCGCCGUUUAAUAGAUCUGGAUUUCUCUGUGACGUUCUCCCUCUUGGACCUUCCACCCGUCAGUGAAUACGAGCUUUACAUCCGGAACUUUGGAAGUGCAAACACCAAACAGGCGUACGCUCAAUGCAACGAGGAUAACACAGAGCGAGACAUCCAGACGGAGGGCAUAGAGAUGUGUGAGAAGUGGACCCAGCAUCCAUCGCAGCACAGUGGAGCCUGUGGAGAUUCAAACCUCGCUCAAGGAGCUCGAGAAAGAACUAGGCAGGAUUUGAACUUUGAUUCUCAGCGUCUGACAUCCUUUCUGCAAUCAGCCUCACAGGUCAUGCUCGUCCUGCUGGAAGAGGAUCAAGCUGAGAGGAAGUCCCAAAUAAAGCUAAAGACUCAACCAGACUCAUUGUCGUUCAGUGAAGGAAGCUUGCAGAUCAACACCAAGUUGCCUUUUCUUUUUGGCCGACAAGUCAGCUUGGUGCACUUUUCUCAAGUUCAAAGACACACCAUGCUGUCAGUCCACAUGCCUAUUUCAAAGCCAAGCGCUGUGCGUCUUGACAGCAAUGCCAUCAUCUGCAUCUGGAACAUCUGGGAGCCAUCCAGACCUCAGAAGAUUCUGCUCUAUGAAUCUGAGGUGCAAUGUUGCUGCUUCAGUCCUGGAAAGGCCAUCCUGGUGUUUGCAGGGACGUCAGUUGGCUCUGUGGUCUUAUGGGACCUGAGGGAGCCUGCCAGUAAUCAUUACAGCUUAAAGAUCGGAGAGAACGAGUGGACCGUCAGGCAGCCCACCUUCUCCACCGAUGCCGUCAUGGCAGGGACAGGUCACCUUUCACCUGUGACCUCUGUUGAGGUCGUUCCCUCCGUUGGGGCUGGAGCAACGUCUUUUUUAUCACCAGACGAUGAGUCUUCAGGAUUGACAUUCCAACUGGCUUCUUUGGAUGAAAGCGGGGUGUUAAAUUUCUGGGUGGUGGUGGAGCUCCCAAAAGGCAGUGAAGCAGGCUCUCCAACAGAUCUAGGUCUCUGGCCUGGGGGAAAAGUAAAGCUGCUUCACAGCUCAGCCAUUCUGACGUCUGAGAGGUCAUCGCAGCACAACGCCGUAAAAACGGAGCCCUUAGAGGCACUUCUUUUAAAAUUCCUGCCGACAGACUCCAAUCACUUCUUUCUUGGCACUAAUCGGGGUCUGGUCAGGCAUGGAACAACUUUUGGUUUGAAAGCUUCACCGAGGUUUUACAGGUUUCAGGAGGUUGAAGAGCGACCUGUUGAUGUCUGCUCAAUCCACUUCUCUCCCUUCAGACCCGACUGCUUCUUGGUGGGUUGUAUGGAUGGCAGCAUUAGGAUGCACACAGUUAGCCGGGAGCGUCCUGUGGCAGAGUGGAGCGGCAGCACAGCUGGAGAACCAGUGCUGUCAGUGGAGUGGGCUCAGACCAGACCCACAGUAUUCUGCGUUCUGGAUGCUGCUUCAAACCUUCAAAUUUGGGAUCUAAUGAAAAAUGAGGCACAGCCUGUGAUCACAGAGAGAAUGAGUGAUGAUAGGCUGACAGCUGUGUCCGUGUUUGGGGACUCGGGUCAACAGAACAUAUAUUCCGGAAUAGCUUUAGCACACGAGUCAGGAAAAAUAGAGCUGCUGUAUUUUACAAAAGGUUUAACCGAGCCGUGCUCUGGAGAGGCGGAAAAGCUGGAUUGUUUGAUCAAUAAUGCCAUUUAAAAACCAACAUCUUCUAAAGCUGCUUGUCUGCAGCAAUUUCACUCUACAUGAGCAUAAAGUUCAAUUUAUCUGCAUUUAUAACAGACAUGUAUUUAUUUCUAUACUUAAUAACGCACAUGAAGAAAAUGUAUCAGUAAUAAACCAAAUGCUACUUUUUUUCUCUCCUGUAUAUAGCUUCAAAGCAUUUGCAGUAUAAAGUUUAAAAAUAACCGCAUGCACAAAUGUUGUGGCAGGCAUUUUCACUUUUAUGGUAACAUAUUUGUGUACCAGUUUGUUCUGCGGUCCUUUAGUAAUAAAACAUACAAAUAUAAAUGUGACAAAUACAGUUUGGAUCCUUUUGAAACACUUAAAAAGAAAAAAAAAGUAUAUUUUUUAUUGUCUUGUUCAGAAUAAACUUUACAUUGAG
Oryzias latipes (Japanese medaka) is the source of this 3699-nucleotide messenger RNA. The record is from RefSeq and is a predicted model, not a curated record. Lineage: Eukaryota; Metazoa; Chordata; Actinopteri; Beloniformes; Adrianichthyidae.